GCGUCCCCCGUCUGCACCUAGCCAGGCCACUGACCUGGAGAGAGGCCAAAGAGCACCCAGCACCCUCCGCCCGCAGGAGCUUCCUCAGGGCACACAGCCGCAAUUGUCUCCAGAGCCAGGUUUGUGGAACAAGACUGGGAACAAAACCUGGCCAGCUCCUAGGAGAGCGAGCUGCUCUUCUUUCCCAGGACCCCUUCCUCCAGCUUCCCGAGGUCUGCCUCCAGAAUCAAGCCUCUCCCUAGAGGAACGGAAGGCAAGGCGCUCUUCUUGGCUCGAGACCACCUGGCCCGUUAAGGAAAGACAGAUGUGGGAACAGGCACACUGGGCCUGCUCAGAGAUUGGCUUCUGAGAACCAGAGAGAUCUGCAAAUUCCCCAAUGACCACCUUUCCUCCAGUUCCUGUGACGAGUAAAAAGCUUACAGUCUUAGCCAGACAGAAGCUGCCAUGCUCUUCAGUAACAGUUCCAAGGACUCAGUUGAUCAAAGAGAAAGAUGACAUAGACCAUUACCUGGAGCAGAAUUUCAAAGGCCUGUCGAAGGAAGAGGUUGCUGCGCACAGGAACUCCUACAAGAAGAGCGUCUGUGUGGACAUGCUGCGCGACGGCUACCACAAGUCCUUCACAGAGCUCUUCGCGCUGAUGGAGCAGUGGGAUGCUCUGCGGCAUGCUGCUGAGGUGCGGUCCCUCUUCUGGCUGCAGAGGCCGCUGGAGGAGCAGCCGGACAAGCUGGACAAUUUCUACCACUACCUGACCAGGGCCGAGACCGCGGAGAGACAAGGAUACUAUGAAGAAGUGUAUAACAACUUGUACGCUCUGGCCUGUUACUUUGAUAAUUCUGAGGACAAGUGGGUGAGAAAUCACUUCUAUGGACGGUGUUUUAAUGUUGCUCAGCGGAUCAAAGCUGACGGUGGGAAGAAAGAAGCAGAAGCGCAUGCCCACAUGGGUCUUCUUUUCGAGGAAGAAGGUGAGCUUCUGGAAGCUGCCCAGCAUUAUGAAGCAUUCCAUGAACUGACACAGGGACGGAUAUGGAAGGAUGAGACGGGUCAACUUCUCAACUUGCUGGCCUGUGAAAGUCUCGUGAGGACCUACAGAUUGCUGUCAGACAGAAUGCUGGAAAACAAAGAAUACAAACAGGCCAUCAAAAUUCUAAUAAAAGCUUCUGAAAUAGCCAAAGAAGGAAAUGACAGAAGCAUGGAAGGAGAAGCUGCCCUCUACCUGGGCUCAGCCCACUUGGCUGCUGGAGAAUAUGAAACUGCACUCACAGUGCUUCACAGGUACUGUGAGAUCGCCACCAACAUGGAUGAUGACCUUAGCCUGGGGAGAGCCUACGAGGUGAUCGCCAAGGUCCUGCAGAGCCAAGGCGAGAUGACAGAGGCAAUUAAAUACCUGGAAAAGGUUGUGAAAAUCGCAAGGAACAACUUCCAGAGCCUCGACGUGAUCCGAGCGUCCACGAUGCUUGGUGACAUCCACAAUGAAAGAGGGCAGUACAGCAAGGCUUCUGAGUACUUCCAGCAAGCUUUCCGUACCACAGUGGAGCUCAUGAAAACGGAGCUGAUGGAUGAAACCAAAGUUCACUUCGGGAUAGCGAGAGCCCACCAGAUGAUGGUGAUGAUGAAGAACUACAUAGAAUCUGCAGACAUGGACAGCCUCAACUGCCUGCUGUCCUGGAAGGAGAGUAGAACUCAAAUCAAAUACGACCCGAUUCUGGGAAUGACUAGAAGAGACACAGAAGAUGAUAUAUAUCAAUACCCAGAUAAUCAGGAAGAAAAAUCAAGAUCUCCAGAUAAUCAAUGAAAGGAAACUUAGGUGGCACCACAUCAAGGCAAGAAGAAAUUUAGCACAUAGUCUUAGACUUCACUCCAUAGGACCAUGUAAGAAGUGAUAGAGUCAUAAAAAAGAUUAGGGUUAUUUGUUGAAUUUUGUGCUGCAGUAACUAUGGCAAGUUUAUGAAGAUGAAGAACAGCUCACCUGGUUAGAAAGAUCAACAGUUAUACAUGAAAUAAACUCUAAAAUGUCUCCUUUUACCCACUACUCCACAUGAAGUCAUGGCAUCCAAGAAUCAAAUUUUAAUUAUUCCUGAUUGUAAAAUAUUUCCAAGUUAAGGAAACCAUUCAUGCUGCACAAACACAUGAUCAUAUUUGUUAAAAUUCCAGGGAAAUGUCCCAGCGUGCACAAAGGGUCCUGAGCAGUCCAUGGUGUGCUUGAACUGCUACUCAGUCUGCUUGAUGUGUGGAAACUUAGAGUUAUGGCACGUUUAGCUGAUAGGACACAACCUAGCAUACAUAGUGUGUUUGAGACAGUCAGGGAAACCCUUACAGCUCAGGGGCCAUUGCUAGUGUGCUUGAGCUGAAAGGAUGUGGCUGGAAUGGUUACCUCUAAAACAGAUGGUCCCCCUCAGGUGAAUCCAUAAAGGUAGUGCAUCACCAAGAAGAAAGACUUUACUCCCUGUCAACGCAGUCAGGGUAUACUCUGGCUCUGAUUCCUUUCCUGGUUUGCAAUUGCAGAGCAGAGGCUAAUCCUGGAAUGAUGCCGUGUUGAGAGGUGCUCAGGUAUACCUACUAUCAGCCCAAGAGUGAAUCAAUUCAGCAACAACGUGAUAAAGAUGAUCCAAUGCCCUCGCCAAAAAGCCUAGAUUAGGUGUGUUAGGGGAAAGGGUUCUUCUGGGUUGUGAGCCAACUUCCACAACAUCCCAGUCCUGGACUGUCUCUUGUUUCUCACUCUAAAAUUAGAAUUAAAAUGUGAUUCCUUCUUUAA
Peromyscus leucopus (white-footed mouse) is the source of this 2752-nucleotide messenger RNA. It is a transcript of the gene Ttc29, whose product is annotated as tetratricopeptide repeat domain 29. The transcript is spliced from 13 exons. Gene Ontology annotation, molecular function: protein binding. The coding region runs from base 377 to 1792 and encodes 471 amino acids. The record is from RefSeq and is a predicted model, not a curated record. NCBI's taxonomy places the organism in Eukaryota, Metazoa, Chordata, Mammalia, Rodentia, Cricetidae.